Molecule: messenger RNA, 2450 nt
Organism: Cadophora gregata
Lineage: Eukaryota; Fungi; Ascomycota; Leotiomycetes; Helotiales; Ploettnerulaceae
Exons: 2
Coding region: 465-2450 (661 amino acids)
Biological process (GO): protein import into nucleus; ribosomal large subunit biogenesis
Source: RefSeq, a predicted model, not a curated record
AUGCCGCAAGGGGACAAAAAUACCUCGCGCUUGGACAAAGCAGACGCGACCAGCGAGCUGCCCCUAUUUUAGCGGGGUUGCUCAAGGUACGGGAAGAGUGGCUCUAGCAAUUCCUGUACCCCUCCUGCCCUCCUGAUACUCCCUCAUGCAGGAACUCACCAAGUGUCCUUCAGCAUGACCAUGUAAAGGCCCGUCAGAGGAUUCAUCCAGGAAAUGUUCUUCUCCAGCAGCUAUACGAGCAGUCACAACAUAGUACAUACACAUGGGUGCUCCAUGUGAGACCCGAGCAGUCGUGCAGAGCGGCGUUUGAAGGGGUUGUGCGAUAAGCGCACGGUCUAUUCACCUUAUCGGCACCCCGCCGAUAAACAUUUUGGGUGCUGGCAGCACAAAAAGUUUUGGCAGAAUUCGAGGUUCGAGAACCAACUUUCUCCCACCAUUAACGAUAUACGUCUGAACCUGUCAAGAUGGGCAAAUCAAAGCCCAGAAACCGUACAAAGAGCCGCGCGAACCCAACAGCCAAACCCAUCGCAGAUCCAGAACUCGCUGCCAUUCGUGACCAGCGCAUUCUUCCCGUCCUCAAAGACUUGCAGAGCCCAGAUCUGAAAGCUCGGUCGGCGGCAGCGCGUGCUAUUACAAACCUUGUGGAGGAUCAGAAGUCUAGGAAGCUGUUGUUGAGGGAACAGAUUGUGCGAAUAUUAUUUGAACAAACCCUGACAGACUCGAAUUUGGAAACAAGAACAGAUGGUUGGGGAAUUCUACGAAACUUGACCGUCGAGGAGGAACCAGACUUCUGCAUACACUUGUAUAGACAAGAUGUGUUGACUGCCAUUGAUGGAGUUAUGAAGACGAUCGUCCAGACUAUUGAGUCUCCAGACGUCCCAUUUGCAAAACUCCCUGCUGCUCAGCAAGAAAUCCUUUGGAACCUUACAAGCUCAAUCAUCACUCUUGUUACUUCUCUCUCUGAAGCCCAAGAAGAAAUUGCUGAGGCCAUUUCGAAGAAUUCUACCAUCAUCACUUUCCUCUUCGGUUUACUUGUCUUCUCUACACCCAGCCAUGUCCAGAACGAGGUCCUUGCAUGUUUGACAGUACUGACGGAAGAUAACCAUUUACUUGAUCAACAAGUGGUGGAAGGAGACUGGUUGAAGAGGCUUCUCCAGAUCAAAGACGCUGAGGCCAUUGAUUCGAUUGCUGCAUGCGGGGUCCUCCAUAAUGUAUUCGUUACCAUGAAGUGGUUCGACCACAAUACGCCGGUUGAAGGAGCGUCAGAUGCAACGUUGAUCCCAACAUUGGUUAAAUAUAUGGCCCAUUCUCACCCUGAGAACAACGGUACAAACGGCCACGCCCCGUCAUCCAGCCCUGACCAGGUUCUUCAGCUGGCUUUAGAAAUCACCGCAUCAAUUGCCACAAGCCUUCAAGAAGCUUUGGAGCACGGAAGCAAAAAUGAAGCAGAGUUCGAGGGCUUUGAUGAAUCUGUCAAUGGCGAGAUCGAGGACUUAGAUAUUAAGGACAUCGAUGAAGAAGAGGAAUUUAAGGACGAGGGGUCUGGAGAUGAGAUGAAUCAGGAUGAGAUCGAUGCCGAAAUGGAGAUGGUCCUAGGCGAUGAUUCUAAUGAGGAAGACAAGCCCAGCGAGGAGGCAACCCUUGGUCUUCUGGUACGACUUGUGGCCCCGCAGCUGCUAUCUUUGGUGCGCCAAAUACAAGUUGCAAACAGUCCUCUCCAGGAGCACGCACUGUCUGCUUUGAACAACAUUGCUUGGACUAUCUCGACUAUAGAUUUCUCAACAGGCCAUCUGAAAAGUCUUCAAAAAUCUUGGACCGCUGUCGCUCAAAAUAUCUGGAAUGAAAUCAUUGGUCCUGUACUGGCUUCGAAUACCGCUGACAUUGAGCUCGCUUCAUCGAUCACCAGUCUUGCAUGGGCUGUUGCUCGCAGUGUGAAAGGCGCGAUCAAACUCAAGUCAGAAGAGCAGAGAAAGUUUAUGGCCCUCUACCAAGCAUCGAAGAGCUUGGAUGGCGCUUCAAGUGGACAGUCAAAGGCAGAAGACGACACCGACGCAUUCCAGGGACUAGGUGUAAAGUGUAUUGGUGUUCUUGGAAGUCUCGCCAUGGAUCCUGCGCCUGUUGAACUCAAUCGUGAAAUCGGUAUAUUCCUCCUCACCACCUUGUCUGCUCUACCAGAUGUUCCAGCUGCCGAUACCGUCGAAGCUCUGAACCAGCUUUUCGACAUUUACGCUGACAAGUCUUAUGCAUUCGACGAAACCGUCUUCUGGGGUGAUAACUUCUCCAAGCAUCUCGAGGAUAUUCAGCCCCAGGCGAAGAAGCUCGCAAAGUCAAUCGACAAGCGAAAGUUUGGCGAGUUGCGCUCUAGAGCAGACGAAGCAAUCCUCAAUCUUGGCCGAUUCCUGGUCUACAAGAGAAAGGAGCGAAAGGAGAAGAGAGAAAAUCUUGACUGA